CAGAAUCUAACAACCACCUAAUCGAGUAGAGUGAUCACCAUUUCCUGAGUCAUGAUGAUAAAUUUACGCCUAAACUCAAACUAUAUUAUGAUAUUACUCACCUAACUAUCAAACUCUUUUACAACCACACGUAAACUAUGUAUUUGUUCCUUCUUUCAACUUUUACAACAAAAAUAGAAACCACUGUUCUACACAUUUUUUAAUUCUUUGUUGUGAGGGUUAAACACAUAACCGUUAUGAGUGCGAGAAAGUGCAGACCCACCUCGCACACACUGUCUGCUACACACUCUUCUUUGAAUUUUCUGCCAUUAUUAUUCCUUUGUUUCCUUCUUCCGUUUCACACUUUGCCCCAUACUUCUUUUCUGCGUUUGGAACCCAAUCAAUUACACACAACGUAACAAAAACACACUCAACAUCAUUACUCCCACCCCUUCAAGGUAUAACUCGUCAAAAACAAAGACAACAACCUUCAUCAUUCUAACAACAUUACUCUCACUGUUUCCUCGGCAUCACCGAAUCGGACCACCCCAUCUUCGUUACCCAAUGCCGCCACGUCAAACGCCCUUCUUCAUCGUGUUUCUAUGUUUUUUCAAUGCCUGUUCUUCUGUCUCCGCCACCCAAUUUGACUUUGGAACCUUAACCAUGAGCACAUUGAAGCUUCUCGGUGAUGCCCAUUUGAACAACAACACCGUCAGUCUCACCGGCGACCCCGCCGUCCCGAACUCCGCUGCUGGUAGAGCGCUUUACUCCGACCCCGUCAGAUUCCGGCAACCGGGGUCCCCUUCUCCGGCGAGCUUUGCCACCUUCUUCUCGUUCUCCGUCACCAACCUCAAUCCAUCCUCCGUCGGCGGUGGCCUCGCGUUCGUAAUCUCGCCGGACUCCACCGCUGUCGGCGAUUCCGGUGGCUUCCUCGGUCUGCAAAACCCCGCCGCCGCCACAGGCGGGGGCGGCGGGUUCGUCGCUGUUGAAUUCGACACCCUGAUGGACGUGGAAUUCAGCGACAUUAAUGGAAACCAUGUGGGGUUGGACUUAAACAGCGUUGUUUCGGCUCAAGUUAGCGAUUUGGGAGGCGUUGGAGUGGAUCUUAAAAGCGGUGACUCGGUGAACGCGUGGAUCGAGUACGAUGGAAACAGCAAAGGGUUGCGCGUGUGGGUCUCGUACUCGACUGUGAGGCCGAAAGAUCCGAUUUUGAAGGUGGAUCUCGAUGUCGGUAUGUAUGUUAAUGAUUUCAUGUAUGUGGGGUUUUCUGGGUCUACCCAAGGUAGCACGGAGGUGCACAGCGUCCAGUGGUGGAGUUUCAAUUCCUCCUUCGAUUCCGCGGCCGCUCCUGCCACCACGUCAGCACCCUCCGGCACUUCAGCACCUGAGCAGAAGGAGAGUAAGUCUUCUAGGAAGGGUACUGUGGGGGCUGUUGCUGGGGUGGUGACUGCUGGGGCUUUUGUUCUUGCUCUCUUUGCUGGUGCAUUUAUUUGGGUGUAUUCUAAGAAGGUGAAGCGAAUGAAGAAAUUUGAUCACUCUAUUGAGUCGGAGAUUAUCAGAAUGCCUAAGGAGUUCAGCUACAAGGAGCUGAAAUUUGCCACUAAGGGGUUCAGUGCUAACAGGGUCAUUGGACAUGGCGCUUUUGGGACUGUGUACAAGGGUGUGCUGCCUGAGAGUGGUGACACUGUUGCGGUGAAGAGGUGUAACCAUAGUGGUCAAGGUAAGAGUGAGUUUCUGUCUGAGUUGUCAAUAAUUGGGAGUCUGAGGCAUCGGAAUCUGGUUCACCUUCAAGGUUGGUGCCAUGAGAAAGGUGAGAUUUUGUUGGUGUAUGACUUGAUGCCCAAUGGGAGUUUAGAUAAGGCUUUGUAUGAGGCUAGGAUGCCUUUGUCAUGGCCUCACAGGCUAAAAAUUUUGCUAGGUGUGUCAUCUGUGUUGGCCUACUUGCAUCACGAAUGUGAAAACCAGGUAAUUCAUAGGGACAUUAAGACUAGUAACAUUAUGUUAGAUGAAGGGUUCAAUGCUCGGUUAGGCGAUUUUGGUUUAGCAAGACAAACACAACAUGAUAAGUCUCCUGAUGCCACUGUGGCUGCCGGAACAAUGGGGUACCUUGCCCCAGAGUAUGUGCUAACUGGUAGAGCAACUGAGAAAACUGAUGUGUUUAGCUAUGGUGCGGUGGUUCUUGAGGUGGCCUGUGGGAGGAGGCCUAUUGAGAAAGAUGCAGCUGCAAAUGGUAAAGUUGGGGUUAGCAGCAAUUUGGUGGAAUGGGUUUGGAGUUUGCAUCAAGAAGGUAAGUUGCUAACCGCAGCUGAUACAAGGCUUCAAGGUGAGUUUGAAGAAGGGGAAAUGAGGAGAGUGCUCUUAGUUGGGUUAGCUUGUUCACACCCAGAUUCAAUGGCAAGACCAACUAUGAGGGGUGCGGUUCAGAUGCUGCUCGGUGAGGCUGAAGUGCCUAUUGUCCCUAGAGCCAAACCUUCUACUAGUUACAGUACUUCUCACCUCUUGUUGAGCCUGCAAGAUAGUGAAUCUGACUGUAAUAAUGCUAUGAUCACCAUCUCUACCUCCUCCUCAGAGAACAGCCUCAGUGGCAGACAUAUACUCUGAUACAACUCUAGAGUGCAUCUUGCCAUUUUUUAAUUAUUUACCCAAAAUGUAGAUAGACCGAUAUUUAUUCUUUGGUUGAUGUAUGUAAACGUCAAUAACAUUACAAUUAAAGGCCUUGAGAAAGGAAAGAAUUUUGGGGAUUGAGCAAUUUUGCCUGUAGCAUUCACAGUUUGUAGUAGAGUGAUUCUGUUGUACAUUUUUUUGUAUUAAAUUAAAUGGAUCUUGAUGCAGAGAAAUGCAAGAUGCUGGUGUUGAAUUAGAGUGUUACAUGCAAUCUAGGGAAGGUCGUUGGUUUGCAUAUAUUGUUGUUCACUUGUUCCACUUCUAAUUCGUGUGCAGUAGAUCAGAGCAAGUUGGAAUCAACUGACUGAUGCUAAACAGCAAUAUCUCUGUAGCCUUCCUUUUUCUAGAAAUCCAGGAUUUGUACUAUAAAAAUUGGCAAUUUGAUUCCCUUUUCUGUUUUGAUGUAAUCUAUAUUUUAGUAUCAUGCUGAGGCACCAAGUCUUUUUCAAAUUUGUUAAAUUCAUUUGAAGAAUUUUAUGUAAGGAUACAUAUCUAUUCAAUAACAGUUUUUUUAUCCUGGAACCUGACUGGGAGCUUCUGCAUAUAGCUAAUAAUAUGUUACAUAUGAACUCCUGCUGCCAUAUACAACAAUCUAGAGUAAGGAACCAUCACCUAAUUUUCAAUUUCAACUUUGUAAUUAAUUUCUAGUGUACUCCUUGUGAUACUUUCUUGAAUCAGCACUGUUCUUAGCCUCACAUUUCAAGGUGUUUUUCUCCUUGUUUAGGUUGCUAUCCAUGCUUCUCUGUGUGAUACUAUUACAACUCACUCACCAUGGCUGCAAGUCUGUCAUAUUGACUUUUUUUCCAAUUUUUGGAUUGUGACAUUGGACCUGCUUUGUUGGCACAUAAGAGUGAGAAUCAUUUACUACUUCAGUCUUUCUUUUUUAAUUUUUUUAUUUGCUUUGUGACUAGAACGU
Vigna unguiculata (cowpea) is the source of this 3559-nucleotide messenger RNA. RefSeq names its product L-type lectin-domain containing receptor kinase VIII.1 pseudogene. Lineage: Eukaryota; Viridiplantae; Streptophyta; Magnoliopsida; Fabales; Fabaceae. The record is from RefSeq and is a predicted model, not a curated record.